Molecule: messenger RNA, 1632 nt
Organism: Akanthomyces muscarius
Lineage: Eukaryota; Fungi; Ascomycota; Sordariomycetes; Hypocreales; Cordycipitaceae
Exons: 1
Coding region: 1-1632 (543 amino acids)
Molecular function (GO): FAD binding
Source: RefSeq, a predicted model, not a curated record
AUGACGACAGCAAUCGUAAUGAUCUUUUGUGCACUUGUCGCCUUUGUUGGCUUCAUCUCCGAAGUGGCUGCUGCGCCGCUCAUCGAGGGUUCUUGCGUAGGCACAGAUGCCGCACUCCAGUGGCUCGAGCCAAGACUAUCCAACAACUCCGCAAUCUCAUGUCUUGGGCAGCCUCUCCAGCUACAUAAUGCUAACCGCUAUUGGGGUACGCAAUUUGGCAAGAACGCAUCCGUUGUCAUCUAUCCAGCAACGACGCAAGAUGUCAGCCGGGUGGUAGAGGCCGCCAACUGGUCUCAAUAUGGAACUGACUUUUCUUUUGUUGGCGGUGCACAUAGCGAGAUCAACGCUAGCAGCAGCUAUGGGAUGGUCAUGGAUUUGUCGUGGAUGAACAGCUCGAGAUUGAUCCUCAACUUCACUGAAGGUAGCGGCAGCGAGCCUUUUGUUGCUGUCGAGUACCAAGGUGGUGCAAACUGGGGCCAGGUUCAAACCGUUACUAAUGGAUCCGGAUACACUGCUAUUGGUGCGCGAGUGGCCAAUGUCGGCGUUGGCGGCUUCUCCCUCGGGGGUGGUAUCGGCUUCCUUGCUGGCGCGUACGGCUUCGCCAUAGAUCGUGUUGUGCAGAUGGAAGUUGUUAUCCCUACUGGUCGAAUUGUUACUGCGACAAGGACAAACAGGUACUCCGAUCUCUUUUGGGCGCUGCAAAGCGGCAGCGGCCAGUUUGGCAUCGUCACGCGGUUCUGGCAGCGCGCGAUCCUCGAGCCGAAGAAGAGCACCAUUGCCUUUUACUACAUCCAGGACAGUGAUGUCUCGCGGCUGCGUCAGCAAACUGUCGAGUUCUUCAACACGAACACGGACCCUUUCAGCCUUGUGUACUACAGUUUCGGCUACUUACCGGAUACCCUCAUCAGCCCAACGGCGGAAAGUUACGGGAAGCGCACGUUGCUCAUCACUGUCCAUUUUGACGAUCCAAACAACGCGAGUCAACUAGACAACACGGCGUCCUUUGCAAGCUUACUUAACGGCAUUGACAUUUCGAGGGGGGGGGCGAUCCCGACUGAUUACUACGCAAACCUGGCUUUCAUCAGCGAACCUGCCUAUCCGUACGGGUACCGACGAGGAUUUUAUGGUGGGCAGACGUCUGAAAUCGACGUCGACUAUCUUGCCAAGAUGACCGACACUUUUUGGAAAUAUGUCGACACACUCAUCGAACGAGGCGAGCACCCCUACUCCGCCUCGUUUGUCAUGCAAUACAUGUACCCGGAGUUGAAUGGAAAUCUUCCCAAGACAGAUCACGAAACUGCGUGGCCGCAUUCUUCCGUGGGCCACCAAACGCUCUUCACACCAGCUUACCUGCACGCCGAAAACGACGGGCUCACAAUCGCCGCCGUGCACGAGCUCAAUGCUGUCACCUACUCCCAGCAGAAGAAGGUCAAUGGCACAUUUUUAGCCAAUUAUCCCAAUUAUGUUUCGCCUGGUGACACAGGGUAUCGCGUCUGGGGUCACAACGUGAAGAAGUUGGCCAAGAUCAAGGAAAAAUACGACCCGCGUUGCUUGAUUCACAACGGGCGAGUCUUUGCCAGCCAUGGAUGUAAAAUGGCAGGCUGGGCGAAUGUCUUUGGCAAUUGUUCAUAA